Messenger RNA from Sphaeramia orbicularis (orbiculate cardinalfish), 1362 nucleotides. RefSeq names its product vesicle (multivesicular body) trafficking 1 (gene vta1). The coding region runs from base 108 to 1085 and encodes 325 amino acids. Gene Ontology annotation, cellular component: multivesicular body. The transcript has 8 exons. Gene Ontology annotation, biological process: late endosome to vacuole transport via multivesicular body sorting pathway. The record is from RefSeq and is a predicted model, not a curated record. NCBI's taxonomy places the organism in Eukaryota, Metazoa, Chordata, Actinopteri, Kurtiformes, Apogonidae.
AAAACGCGGAAGUCCAAAGCGCUCUUGAUGCUAACAACAAGAACAACAGGACCCGUGUUGUGACUUAAACGGAUCCAUAUUGGUGUCCCGAAGGUUCUGUAACCACCAUGGCAGUACCGGCCCAGUUCAAGGCCAUCCAGCACCACCUGCGGACCGCACAGGAACACGAGAAACGGGACCCGGUGGUGGCGUAUUACUGUCGUCUCUAUGCCAUGCAGACCGGUAUGAAGGUGGACAGUAAAAGUCCAGAGUGCAGGAAGUUCCUGGUGAAACUCAUGGACCAGCUGGAGACGAUGAAGAAGGAACUGAGUGACAACGACUCCAUCAACCAGGAGGUGGUGGGAAACGCCCACAUCGAGAACUACGCCUUGAAGAUGUUCCUGUACGCCGACAACGAGGACCGAGCACAACGCUUCCACAAGAACAUGAUCAAGUCCUUCUAUACGUCCAGUCUUCUGUUUGACGUCCUAUCUGUCUUUGGAGAAUUGUCUGAGGAGAACAUCCAGCACAGGAAGUAUGCCCGCUGGAAGGCCACCUACAUCCACACCUGCCUGAAGAACGGGGACACGCCUCAGCCAGGACCCAUGGGUCUAGAUGAGGACCAGGACCAGGACGGAGAUGAGUUUGGAGCUGAAGGGUUCUCAGCCCCUGGUCCGUCCCCCCAUGGCGGGUCCUUCAGAGCCGAUCCUCCAUCCCAGGACUUUCAGAAUCAGGACCGGAGUCUGGGUCCGGGUCCGUCUCCGGGGAUUGGCUUCACUCCAGGGCCGUCCGGUCCGCCUUCCGCCAACUACAACAACAUCCAGAUCCCCCCGGGGGCCCACGCACCAGCCAACACCCCCGCAGAGCUGCCCCCGCCCACAGAGGUGGUGAAACCAGUGCCUACACCACGAACAGGGGCAGCAGUCGACCCCCCCAGUCUGAGCAACAGCCAACCGCAGAGUGCUGUCCAGUUGUCUCCAGAGGACUUCACUAAGGCUCAGAAAUACUGUAAAUACGCCGGCAGCGCUCUUCAGUACGAGGACGUGUCCACGGCCGUCCAGAACCUGCAGAAGGCCCUGAAGCUGCUGACCACCGGCAAAGAAUGAAGCUCCACCCCCUGCCCCGCCUCCUGCAGUUCCAUCUAUCGCUGAUCUGACCACGCCCACCCAUGACGACGCCCGCACAUACGGUCACUGAUCGUCAGCAGCAACUGCGAUGGAAAUCUGUGGACACCAUGGACGCCUGUGUCCAACACUGGACGAUGGAUGGACGGAAAGAUGGACAGAUGGACAAAUGGACAGACAGAUGGACAGAAGGACAGACAGAUAAACAGAAGGACAAAUGGACAGACAGAUGGACAGAAGGACAAAUGGACAGACAGAU